ACUUCCGGUGUGUACGCGGUGAUGGCGGAUGUUGCUGAGAUAGAGUCGGUGAAGAAUUAUCAGAUCGCGAGUGAGAGGAUCGACCUGAGCUCCAGCCGGUAUCCGUACUGCAUCGUGUGGACUCCCAUCCCCGUGCUGUCAUGGCUCUUCCCGUUCAUCGGACACAUGGGGAUCUGCACAUCGGCAGGCGUGAUCCGCGACUUCGCUGGGCCUUACUUCGUAUCGGAAGACAACAUGGCGUUUGGACGACCGACAAAGUACUGGAUGCUGGAUGUGAGUAAAGUGUACGCCAGCGGCUCUAACGCCUGGGACACGGCGGUCCAUGACGCUUCAGAGGAGUACAAGCACAGAAUGCACAACCUUUGCUGUGAUAACUGUCACUCACAUGUCGCCAUGGCGCUGAACCUCAUGCGCUACGACAACAGUACCUCGUGGAACAUGGUCAACCUGUGUCUGCUCUCCCUCAUUAAUGCCAAACACGUCAGCUGUGCUGCCUUUCUAAAGACCUGGCUGCCUUUCCUCAUAUUGUGCAGCAUCAUCGCAUUCUUGGCUCUGUACAUGAACUUGCGGUGACCACACACACACACACACACGCACCCCAGGUAUUAAAGUGAAUGAAGGGGUGUAAAGACCUCUACAUCCUGAUGGAGAUCCUGAUCCUGACCAUAAAGUUGGGACUCUAAUGAGUGGACUACAGGGGGCGACAAACUGGUCUAAGUACAGAUGAAGAGCUGGCAUCUGAACUCUAACUCUAAGCCGGUCUCUCUCAGGACGGAGAGAGAGAAGCUGUAACGGGAAUCCUAUACUCUUUAAUGCUUGUCUUCCGGGGAUAUGAAAGUAGUAGCGGUGCUGAUUUAUAGUUUAUUACUCUGACCCACAAUCAUAACCUCAGUAUAGACAAUUUAAUGCGACUAAUUUUAUAUCUGGACAGAAACACUGUACCCUCUGAAACUGUGUCUUGAUCUACUUGUCAUCUCAUGAACUUAUCAUUUGUGUGAAUUAUUACCUCUUGAUUGUGCUGCAGAAAAGAGCAGAACAGCAUGUUUAACAGCGUUAGCAUUUACGUCGUUUUAUAGACACAUUUGCCCUUUGCACUCGUCUGUUAUAUUGCCAUAUGCAAACAUACUGCAUUUUUCAAGUACAUUAAAUGAUUAAUAGCGCGAGUCGAAUUGCUGCAUCACAGCUCCAGAUCUCCUGGUUUCCGUCUGUACUUCCAUGCAUGUUUUCACCGCAUUGUUCCCUUAAACCACAAGUCUGAUUCGAGAGCUGUGCCUCAGGGCUAGACGGGUGAGUCGAUCCGAUUCUCAAGCUAUCGCGAUCUUCAAUUCAGUUCGAUUCAAUUCAGUAGCACUAAUGUUUAAUGUCUGAUUUGUCUGAAUCGGAUGUAUUUCUUACAGGUUUAAAAAAAAAAAAUUUGAAAGUAUCUAAUAAACACUGAAAUGCUGUGUACCUUGGCAUUGUUUAAAUGUCAUGUCACGUACAAGGCGAUAAUCUUUUUUUUGUUCAUCUUGUGCUCCAUACCGCUCAGAAACCUCCAAGAAGAAAAAGAAAAGCAGAAGUAGUUAAACGGUUUAGAUUUUCUGCAAAAAGCUGCAGAAUAUUAAUGAGUUUAUUAAUUUUAGACUGUUUAAUGAUUAAAAGUUUACUUAAAUAAUACUAAUUAAGAGAAUAAAAGGUGAAUUUUGUUGUGUAAUGGAUUAAAUCGUACAGCUCUAUAGCUGAGUGGUACUUCACAUCCAGGAUAUAUAUAUUUUUUUAUGUUAAACUAAAAGCUGUCAGAUUGCACGCCGUUCAGCAUUCAUCAGUGAAAGCACAACUCCUUCCUCAAAGCUCUUUAUGCAUAAAAUGUUUGAAACUUAUUUUAAUAAAAAUGCACACAAGUAAUAUUUGCUUUGCUUAUUCCUAACAUUGCAUGUGUUCCAAGAAAUGGAUUCAAUUUUCAAUUUGAGGACUUAACAUCUAAAUGAUUUCAUGUUUUCGAACCAAUUACAUAAGUUAAACACGUUCUUUGUACUAUAUGAGGAUUAUUCCGACUGUCCUGUCAUGGCUUGUUUGUUUUCCUUCACUGUAUAUAUUAACUUUGCAUCUGGUUUCAAACCCCGGUGUAAUCCUAAACCAUGAUCAGGACGCCGGGCUCCAUUACUCCAGUCCCAGUGUCUGAAUGAAAUCCUUCCAUUGUGUGGAAUCAAACAGGAGAAUUCCACGCUCCCUGCCUUCACUGAUUAUCCUCUCUUUCACACUCAGUCGUUCUUUGAAACAGCAGGUAGCCGAGGUCAAUAAAGCUCUUCAGACAUUCCUGUUGCAGGACUUCAAUCUCCUUGAGUGUUUGAGGAGUAUGCCCCCUGCUGGUUCCAUCAAGAGCUCACAAGACACCGUAUAUCAUAUUGUACUGUAUAUAUCAUAUGUAACCUAUUUAAAGCAAACUAACACCAUUUCUACCUGAGCUUUGGUUUAGAGUAAACAAUAGGUUGUACAUGGGUUUCUCAGAUUCUUGGAAUACAAAACUCAUUAUCAUC
Clarias gariepinus (North African catfish) is the source of this 2516-nucleotide messenger RNA. RefSeq names its product transmembrane protein 222b (gene tmem222b). The record is from RefSeq and is a predicted model, not a curated record. Lineage: Eukaryota; Metazoa; Chordata; Actinopteri; Siluriformes; Clariidae. The coding region runs from base 22 to 573 and encodes 183 amino acids. The transcript has 6 exons.